Molecule: messenger RNA, 5369 nt
Organism: Haliotis rufescens (red abalone)
Lineage: Eukaryota; Metazoa; Mollusca; Gastropoda; Lepetellida; Haliotidae
Product: ATP-dependent 6-phosphofructokinase-like
Exons: 23
Coding region: 85-2577 (830 amino acids)
Biological process (GO): canonical glycolysis; fructose 1,6-bisphosphate metabolic process; fructose 6-phosphate metabolic process
Cellular component (GO): 6-phosphofructokinase complex; cytoplasm
Molecular function (GO): identical protein binding; fructose-6-phosphate binding; ATP binding
Source: RefSeq, a predicted model, not a curated record
UUCCGUGAGACAGUGACAGCAAGGUCACGUAAACGAAGGUCGAUUUGCUUGUCUGACAAAAACGUGAAGGUCGCAUCACCAAACAUGGAGUCUGACGCGGUGUUCAACGAUCAACAGUUACCCACAUUCAACCCGCGGCAUCGUGUGAUGUCAAGGAAAGACAGUGUCAUGGCUACACCAGGCAAAGAGGGAUCCAGCCUAGCUCCCGGGAGCUGCUCCGGAAAAUGCAUCGGCGUUUUCACCAGCGGAGGGGACUCCCAAGGUAUGAAUGCCGCUGUGCGGGCAGUGGUCCGUAUGGGAUUCUUCCUUGGGACCAAAGUCUACUUCAUCAAAGAGGGCUACCAGGGGAUGGUUGAUGGCAGUGACCAUAUUCAACUGGCAACUUGGGCCAGUGUUUCCGGCAUCAUGCAGCUGGGAGGUACGGUAAUAGGAAGUGCCCGAUGUAAGACAUUCCGUGAGAGGGAGGGCCGUCUUCAGGCAGCAGAGAAUCUUGUCAACUUGAAUAUCACCAACCUGGUUGUGAUUGGAGGUGAUGGCAGUCUCACCGGCGCCAACCUCUUCAGGAAGGAAUGGUCCAGCCUCCUCGCUGAUCUGGUCAAAGAAGGAAAGAUUCCGCAGUCAAGCGCCGACCGUUGUUCCCACCUGAACAUUGCUGGUAUGGUGGGCUCCAUCGACAACGACUUCUGUGGUACUGACAUGACUAUAGGCACUGACACAGCUCUCCACAGGAUCAUCGAGGCUGUGGAUGCCAUCACCACCACUGCCUCUAGUCACCAGAGGGCGUUUGUUCUGGAACUGAUGGGCAGACACUGUGGGUACCUGGCCCUCGUGGCUGCCCUGGCCAGUGAGGCUGACUGGGUGUUCAUCCCUGAGUGGCCCCCAGAAGAUGGAUGGGAGGAUACACUGUGCAACAAGCUCACCACGGAGAGAUCCUUUGGUCAGCGCUUGAACAUCAUCCUGGUUGCAGAGGGAGCUAUAGACAGGCAUGGCAAACCUAUCACAGCUGACAUGGUCAAAAAUCUGCUGUCCACCCGCCUGGGCUAUGACACUCGUGUGACGGUGCUCGGCCACGUACAGAGAGGUGGAAGUCCCUCUGCCUUUGACAGGAUCCUGGGUUCCAGGAUGGGUGCUGAAGCAGUGCUGGCUCUUAUGGAUGCUGACCCCGACACGCCCGCCUGUGUCGUGUCCCUGGAGGGAAACCAGACUGUCAGGGUGCCACUCAUGCAGUGUGUGGAGAGGACCCAGGCUGUUCAGAAGAACAUGAGUGAGAAGAACUGGGAGGAAGCUGUUCGCCUCAGGGGAAAGAGUUUCCAGAACAACCUUAACACCUACCGUAAACUGAGUAAGCUGAGGCCCCCAGCAGCCCUGUGUAACGUGGAGGGGACAGACUGCCAGGGACAUUGGGAUUCUUUCCAGGAUCAUUUUCUACCAGAGUCCGCCAGAAAUCUGGCAGUGAUGAACAUCGGCGCCCCUGCCUGUGGGAUGAAUGCUGCAGUCAGAUCCUUUGUCCGACUGGCCUUGACCCAGGGAUACAAUGUCAAGGGCAUCUAUGACAGUUUUGAUGGACUUGUUGCAAAUGAGGUUCACCACAUUGGCUGGAACCAGGUGCAGGGCUGGGCAGGGAAGGGAGGAUCCCUUCUAGGGACAAAGAAACAAACUACUAUAGAGGUCAGCCUUGGAAGAAUAGCAGAGAAACUUCAGGAACAUAAAAUCGUUGGGUUGUGUAUCAUUGGCGGCUUUGAGGCCUAUCACAGUGCCCUCCAGCUAGCGGAGGCCAGACCCCAGUACCCAUCGAUGUGCAUCCCCAUCGUCGUCAUCCCCUGCACCAUCAGCAACAACGUACCCGGCACCGACUUCAGUCUGGGAGCUGACACCGCCCUCAAUGAAAUCACUGAUAUCUGUGAUAGAAUCAAGCAAUCUGCUACUGGCACUAAGAGGCGUGUGUUUGUUGUGGAGACGAUGGGUGGCUACUGCGGUUACCUAGCAACCAUGAGUGGUCUGGCAGGUGGAGCUGAUGCUGCCUAUAUAUAUGAAGAAAAGUUUUCCAUCAAUGAUUUGAGGAAUGAUGUAAACCAUCUUAAAGAUAAGAUUCUAAAUGCUGGUGUGCAGCGAGGUCUCAUUCUCAGAAAUGAGAGUGCCAACAAUAACUACACCACUGAGUUCAUACACAACUUGUUUGCGGAGGAAGGCAAGGGCGUGUUCACCUGCCGCACCAACGUCUUGGGGCACAUGCAGCAGGGAGGCAGGCCCAGCCCCUUCGACAGGAACUAUGGCACCAAGAUGGCUGCCAAGGCUGUGGACUGGCUCAUCCACAAGGUAGAAGACUCUGUGCAGGAAGACGGUCGCAUUGUGUCGUCCACUCCGGACGGUGUUGUCCUGCUGGGGAUGACCAAGAGGUUCCUCACCUUCUCUCCAGUACAGGAGCUCUCCAGUGAAACCAACUUCGAUAAGAGAAUCCCGAAGGAAGAAUGGUGGAUGAAAGUACGGCCAUUGCUUAGGAUUCUGUCAAAGCACUCAGUGGGCAGCUUUGAGACGGAGGCUGUCACGGCACAGGUGGACGAGGUGGCCGAGAUAUGAGCUUGUGCUGUGUGUAACAGUGUUAGGAUUAUUAGAUGUUCCAGUUCCAGUCAGUCCAUAGCAACAAGAGCUGCCCGCUUCCCUUGCCUGUUGAGCUGCCAAGCUCUCCCACACCUUGGUCUCAGUGUGUUAAAGUGACUCAAAGAGACCAGCUUUUCAUGACUAUGAGAUGAAAGGGUAUUUUCAGAAAGGAUGAUUGAUGGGUCUGCGACUUGUGUUUCAUGUUUUGGUUGUACAAUUUGCCGUACAGUUUUACAUUUGUACCAAAGAAAAGGUAGAUUCAUCAGUUUUGCAGUGUCUAACAUGAGAGAUUGUUCAGUUGUGUAAGUUAGUCAGACUAGAAAGGAACAGAUUUACCUUAGACUUGAGAGGAGAAGGUAUGCAAUGGUAUGAUUCUCCAGCCAAGUUUCAAGGAUGUUUAUUUCUAAAACAUUAUGAUAUGGAAAUAAUAUGUGCUGCAAUCAUAAUGUUAGGAUUUAUACUUUUAGUUUUAUUGUGGAACUGAAAGUUACAUGCUGUAUAACAAGACUAUGAAGAAGCCAUCUUGAUUGAUGUAACAAGACAAGUAAUAUGUCUUGUAGAACAGGUUAAGAAGGUAAACAAAUAGACACUGAAACCAUCACCAAAUACCAAAGUUUGUGAUUCCAAAUAAGUAUUAUGAGGAACAUUAUGUUUUGUUGAUGACAUUGGCAAUUUCCCACCAAGAUUUAUUAAUGUUGCUACUGUCAGUGACAGUAUUUGCCUGUAAAUGGUCUCUCUUAGUGGUCUCUCUCGUUAAGCCAGUUCUUUGUCUCCAUUGCUGUUACAUGACUUGCAAGAAGCAGCAGUAAAUAAUACGCAUUUCAUCCACCUUUCUGUAUAAAGUUGUUUGUUGGAAUUAAAUCAGAUGACAGGAGGCCCAUCAAGUGGAGGUGUAUAAUUUGAUGUCAAGUUAAUGUUUACCUACUGAGAUUCCGUGUUGUUGGUGCAGAACAAUGGAUACCAUGCAUUUAUGUAACUCUACGUUUUGACUAUACAUUUAUAUCACUGAGUGUUUGAUUUUUCAAGUAAUUACCAGUUGUCCUGGUAAAUGACAGUUUCUGGUUUUCCUUAUUGUAUUUUUGUGUUAGUUAAUUGAGGUGUCUCGGUUCUUCCAGGGGUGUGGAUAUUAGUCCAGAUUUUCUUGUUUUCUUCACUGUCUGUAUUCAGAGAGACUUGGCUCACAUGCAUUAUAUCCUACUCCUCUUUGAAGGGAUAUGUUAUCAAUCCAUUAUACACAAAACUAAUUCUCAAGAAUGUCAAGUGUAUAUUUAAAUGGAAUGACAUUUCUGAUUAUCCCUAUCAAGAGUGUGUAGUAUAUCUCAAUCUAUCUGCCAUGUGUUUUAAGCUUGUGAUAUAAGCCGCUGUCUGUUGAAACAAUAGCUGCAACGAUUGCAAGAAACAUUAACAAGCAUGCGUUUUGUGGUUCAAUAUGAAUAAACAUUUAAAUUAGAUACCAAGACAUUUUUGCAAAAAUUGAAAAUUAAAUUAAAACUGCAAAAGAUGAAGAAAGACAUAAGUUCAGUAAUGGUAAGAAACAUUGACAUAUCCUUUAAGCUUAUUUUACACUUUGUCAUUCAAGAAUCAAUAAAAAUAUUUAUUAUAUGCUGCUACUACUCAUUUAUUUCUACUGAUUGUAACAGCGUCUUAGUCGUGUCUUCAAUACCGAGUAUAUUUAUUUUAUUUACAUUAUAUUUUGUUUAUUGAAUGUCAGUGUUCUCUAGAUGAUCUGCCUUUAUGAUAUACAUAUUGAUAAAUGUGUAAAUGUUUGCAGUUGUGUGUUUAUGUGCUAAUAUAUUCCACUUUAUCUGUCUCUUCCUUUUUAGUUGGUUAAUCAGGAUAUAUACUACUUAAAAGAAGUUAAAGAACACUUGAUUCUUUUAUAUUAUUGUAGUUAAUCUGACAUGACGUGACAGAUUAACUAUAGUAAUAUUAAAGAAUUGGGUGGUGCUUAACUUCUUUUGAGUAGUAUAUGUGUAUAUGUUCUUGGUCCACUAUAAAUCACUGUCCAUCCAGCUUGUGAACUUGUACGAAACACAACCAACAGAGACGUCAGGUGCAGUGUCCGAAAUAACUGAAAUUACUUAUUCAGUUUUACCAUAACUCCUUGUAGAUUCUCAAGUAAUUGUUUGCAUUAUUUCAGCUGAAUCAAGACACGAUUUGUCUCUUAGUUUUCAGUGUUUAUAAUGUCUGAAUGCGGCCAGGUAACUUUGAAGAUGGGCAGGCAACAUUAAUUGGUCAUCUGCCCGACUGUCUCGUUGGGUUUUAAGAUUGUUUCAAGCACUGAUUCAGGUGUUCGUGCUAACAUCCGACCAUGACCACAGUGACAGCUUAUCAGUAUUCAAACCAUCAAAACUUACAGUGACAACAGUGAUUGUUCACUUCAACGACAUCAAUUGCAACCUUAUUACAAACUUAUAAAGCAGAUCUUCUUUUCACUUACAUUUGUGAUACAGUGUUCUGAUAACCAGUUCUAAAUCUGCAUAAUGGGUGCAUAGUUUCCUCAUUAUUAUUAUUAUUAUUAUUAUUUAUGAGUGAAAAUGUAAUCAGUGUGAUUUAUUUUGUAUGUUUGUACAUUUCUUUUUAAGAAACAAUUAGAUUUAAUUUGUAAUCUCUAUUUAGUCAUUUCUCCAUCCACCCCUAGUCCAUGCUCAGUGUUAGAACACAGAUCUGCACACAGGUUUUAACUACAUACUUUGCCAGUGUCCUUUCUGUAUUUUACAUGUGUUGUUGAAUUGAUCCUCAACUAAAAUAAAUGAAAAAUGUGACAUAUU